Coregonus sp. 'balchen' is the source of this 392-nucleotide messenger RNA. The record is from the annotation of a GenBank genome assembly. Lineage: Eukaryota; Metazoa; Chordata; Actinopteri; Salmoniformes; Salmonidae.
AUGGAUUUAGCAUUUAGCUCCUCCCUUGUCCCAAAUUCCACGGAAAUUGUCACCGUUUUGAUAAAUGCUGCACAAAACAUCACAGCUUUCGACAUCAACACCACCUCAGGUAAAAAAAUAUUGUCCAUGCUUUAUGGUAAAUUCAUAUUUUGUAUGCCAUUAUCUAGAGGUUCUACAUGGCGGAAAACAAGGUUAUUGUAGCGGUAACAGUAAAUAUGUACAGGCCUUAUUCACAAUAAUCACUUAACAGGUUGGCAAAUACUAAUGUCCCUUUCAUGUUCACUUUUUCUCUCUUUAUCUAUGCAGUUGUGACCUCAAGUGGAAUAAGCAGCAAGACCAGUAUCUUCACUGCUUCCUGUCUGGUGGUUUUGUCGCUGCUGCUGUCAAGCUAG